GUCACCGCAACACGUCAUAACAAAAAUUCGGCUAAAAAAGUGAAAAGCAAUAAAAAUACUUAUAUUUAAUUAAAAUGGGCGACUAUAUUAAUCCAAAUCCGAACGAUUUCUACUGGCAACAACAACAAAAUGUACCACCCCAAAUGACCGGUCAGGGUUAUUACGAACAAGAUUACAAUCAAUUCCAAAAUCAACAGCUAGAAUUUAACGCAAGUAAUGACUUCGGAGAUCAGAAUUUCGCCAACUAUCCCACGCAAAUGCUAAUACCGGAGCCCUUCGACACCGCCACGAAGGACCUGGACGAGUACGACGAGCCCCCUUUGUUAGAAGAACUAGAAAUCUACCCCGACCGGAUACUAGAGAAAAUCCUGGCUGUAUUAAACCCAUUUCGAGGCCACAGUUUAGCCGACGACGCGGAUUAUCUAAUGAAAGACUCCGAUUUAAUCGGCCCGAUAGCCUUCUGCCUUCUGCUCGCCGUGUUUCUGUUCCUAGCCGGCAAAAACGCCCACGUCGGAUACAUUUACGGCAUUUCGAUGACUUCCUGCAUACUCAUGUACUUCCUGUUAUCUCUCAUGUCCCCAGUCAGCGGGACCUUUACGUUGACGAUCGUCGGCAGCAUUUUGGGGUACUGCUUCAUCCCGAUAGUGGCCUUGUCCGCUGUAGGCAUCCUGUUCAAGCUCAGCGGACCCGUGGGACUGGCUGCUGCGAUACUGGCGGUGGUUUGGUCGAGUUUCUCCGCUUCGAGAUUAUUCGUGGCGAUAUCGGGAGAUAAGCAGCAACAGUCCCUCAUCGCUUAUCCCACCAUGUUGGUGUACGGUGUCGUUACGUUGCUAGUUUUGUUUUAAAAUAAAUUGUAA
Phyllotreta striolata is the source of this 857-nucleotide messenger RNA. NCBI's taxonomy places the organism in Eukaryota, Metazoa, Arthropoda, Insecta, Coleoptera, Chrysomelidae. The record is from the annotation of a GenBank genome assembly.